AUGCAUUUCAACUACUUCGCCGUUUUGGUUGCUCUUGCAGGGGCAGCUCUUGCUGUUCCAGCACCUGGCCCGGCACCUGGUAGCCCAGAAAUUAUGAGACGUGCCGACGAUGCUCAGAAUAACAACCAGAACAAUGAGCAUUGGGGACCCGGCUGGGGUGGUGGCUGGGGCGGUGGUUGGCACGGUGGUGGUUGGGGGGUCCUGGAUGGGGAGGUGGCUGGAGAGGGUGGUGAGAAGGGACGCAACAAAGACGUCUAA
Molecule: messenger RNA, 258 nt
Organism: Penicillium daleae
Lineage: Eukaryota; Fungi; Ascomycota; Eurotiomycetes; Eurotiales; Aspergillaceae
Exons: 2
Coding region: 1-258 (85 amino acids)
Source: RefSeq, a predicted model, not a curated record